AGAAGAGAUGGACUUUGGAGAAGCGAAGCGCGAGCUCAAAAAGCUCCUGAAGCUCACGCGCCCCGAGCACGUGGGAAGGCUGCUGCAGUGGGUGACAAGCUCAGAGGAGGUGGAAUCACUCCUGAGGGAUAACAGGAGUGUGAUCCUGGAGAACAUCUCAGAGGAGCUCAGGUCCUCACUACCUCUAGACGCCAUGAUGCCCUCAGAGACCUACACCCAAAACAAGAUUCAGGAGUGUGCACGGAGGACUGUGCAUGUGGACAGCUUCCUUUUUGAUGAGAACCUUCUGGACUCAAUGUGUGAGGCGGGGACCUUCAGCCGAACCUACUGUGUCCAGUGUGGAUCUACCAAGACCAGAGACCUGGAGUUUCUGUCCCACUCGUUCUCGGUGCCGGAGCUCAGGUUCUUGUUCCUGAAUGUUCUUCCGGACUUGACCGGGCGAGUUCUGGUCGACGUCGGGUCCAGACUUGGAGCAGUUCUUUAUGGGGGUCACGUGUUCAGCUCAGCUGCGCGUCUCAUCGGACUGGAACUAAAUGAAGACUUUGUGAGACUCCAGAACCAAGUGAUUCACAAGUAUGGCUUUGGAGACCGAAUCCAGGUCCUGCAUGCAGACUUCUGUUCCCAGGAGACUCUGAUACAAAACACUGAUGUUCUCAUCAUGAACAACGUCUUUGAGUUUUUCCUGGAGCCUCAUGAACAGAUCAGAUGCUGGAGGUUCCUGGUCCAGAACUUCCAUAGAAAAGGUUCCUUGUUGGUGACAGUUCCUAGUUUAGACCAGUGCUUCAGACAGAUUCAGGAGACGCUGCCCUGUGAUUGGUUGGAGGAGCUUCCUGUGAACUAUGACCUUUUCCUGUCAAGUGAUGCGGAUCAGAAUGAAGCAUUUCGACAGAUUCACCUGUACAGGGUCAUGUGACAAGGCCUGGGCCAAUCAGAGCUCCCCAUCAGUCAUGUGACCACAGGGCAGCGGGGACUACAUUUCCCAUGAGGCUCAGCUGCUCAUUUAACUACAGAAUCUCAAACUGAACCAGGCUCCACCUCCACGUUUUUUAUGGAAAUAAAAACUUUUGUGUCAAAUCUGACAAAAUUUUGUCCAACAGCUUUCCUGCGGACUGAACCAGGACUAAACAAGUACUAAACCACUGAACCAAGUCUAAACCAGGUCUGAACCAGGACUGAAGCAGGACAAAACAGUAACCCAUUCUAGACCAGGACUCGACCGAGUCUAGAGGAUCAGGACUCUUCAAAGUUUAUUUUCUGAACAUGGCUUUAUUUAUUUACACAAGUGACAUAAAAAACGACAGUUGAUUUGAUAAAACGAGUACAAACUUUUUAAAAAAUAUUAUAAAUCAUUCUUUACAGAGUCCAAAUGGUUCCAUAGCUCUGUACAAACUGCAGGGGGGCACCGUUCGCCUCAAAAAAGCCUCACUCCAAAAGGGGCAGAGGUCACAGGGGUCAUGGGGUCAGAGUCACUUCACAACCAACAGAAAGAUUUAAACUUUUUCCAUUUUUCAAUAUUUGCAUUUUUUUCUAUUUAAUGUUUUAAUGAGACAAAACUAAAACAAUACUGGAGUGUUUUAAGUCUAAAAACCAGGAUUACACCAGGAUCAAGCCCGGGCCAGUCUACAUUGACUGUUCAAUCUUUGUUUGUUGUGAAGACCUAUUUCCAUCUUUCCUCAAACACAAACAUGGGAGCCGUUUCUGAAACAAUUUAAAACUUCAAAAUGAACUUUUAAAACAUUCUAAAUAAAUAAAUCACUUUUAUAAAACAAAUGAAAAUCUAAAAAACUUGUAUAAAAAAACAAAACAGAAAGCAACACAUUCUUCAUUUCACAUUUGGGCCUUUUUACAUUCACUUCUACAAACAUCUGACUGAUCACAUUUCAAAAUAAAACCUGUAAUAUUCCCCCCACAUUGUUUCUGGUUGAGGAAAGAGACUUUUACUUUGAUAGUGUGUGUGCUUCCUGCUGCCGUGUCGCACUUUUUUAAGUUUUGUGAUUUUUU
Molecule: messenger RNA, 2001 nt
Organism: Periophthalmus magnuspinnatus
Lineage: Eukaryota; Metazoa; Chordata; Actinopteri; Gobiiformes; Gobiidae
Exons: 8
Coding region: 8-913 (301 amino acids)
Molecular function (GO): methyltransferase activity
Source: RefSeq, a predicted model, not a curated record